CACAUCGACUGUAGGCCUACUAGGUCGAGCGCGGCCCGUAUAUACGCCAACGACGUACCAGGCUUCUGGACAUAGAGCAAGAUCACUCUGCCAACAGAUACAAGCACCCUCCGCGACAGAUCCGCAACGAUGGCGCGUUCACGUCACAGAAAGUCUCAAGCACCCAUCGACGAGGGCGAGCGCGAGUCUGGAGACAACCGAGUCACCAGUGACACCAUCGCCUCCACCGAACCGCGCCUGACCCCCCAACAAAGGGCUGGAAUUCAGGUAGCUUAUCAGAACCGCUUGGCCGACGCACAGAAGCUCGCGGAUCAAAAUGCGAAGGAGCGCGCCACUGCUCAAUUGGAGCGCCUUCUCCAAGCUGGUCGCGAGGAAAUCCAGGCCAUCCUGGAACGUGAAGCUGCUGAUGGUCGUCAGCAGAUCGCCGAGGAGGCUGCUGGACUCCGUCAGCGGAUGGAUCAAGAGGCUUCUGACCUACGUCAGCGGAUUGAGGAAGAGGCCGCUGACCUCCGUCAGCGGAUGGAGAAAGAGGCUCGUGACCUCCGUCAGCGGAUGGAGGAAGAGGCUGCUGACCUCCGUCAGCGGAUUCAGGAAGAGGCUGCUGACCUCCGUCAGCGGAUUCAGGAAGAGGCUGCUGGAUCUCGGCAGCGGAUUCAGGAAGAGGCUGCUGGAUCUCGGCAGCGGAUUCAGGAAGAGGCUGCUGACAUCCGUCAGCGGAUCGAUCAAGACGUUGCGGAGCGACGUCAGCAGGCCGAAGCGACUUUGGCUGGCGAGGUAGCAGAGACCCGCGCGCGCGAGAACAGUCGCAUCAAUCGCGAAUUCGCCCAGCACAGACAUGAGCUGGACCAGCAGCUCAACGCCUACAGUCAGCAAAGGAAGGAGGAGGUCGAAACAGCUCUGGCCCAGCGUUGGACCCAAGAGUGCGAGAGGGUCGAUGACGAGCUUGCUCGCCAGCUGGAGCUUCGCAUGGAGGAAGCGGAGGAGGAGCUUUCAGAACAGCGAGCGCAGGACACAGUGCCCAUUCUCCCUGCUUGGUGGCUCAUGAAUGGCCGUGCACAACCGGCGGGAGCGCAAGAGGCUGGUCAAGAGAUGGAGGUGGAGACAGAAGCGGAUGCAGAAGAGUGGGUGAACCCUGAGUGGCGAGCGAGGUUUCAGAGGAGCACGGUGGAUGCGGCGCCGGGUACCACGGUUGAUCAGCCGCAAGCGGCGUAUGGCGGCCGGCUCCUCAUGGAGGACCCCAGUGAGAUGGGGAGUCCACGGUACUCGCCGACCCCGCAAUUCCGCCAAAUUCCUCACGCUCCCGAGACGCCAACUUUCGACCUCGAGGACAUCGGCACUGCGUUGGUCGUGGCGCACAACGCUCCAGCAUCUGCUCACGGGCGCCAAGUCUCCGCCGACACCGAAGUCGGGACUCCACAGCCUCCAGCUGAGGCCCCAUCCUCGCCAUAAGCUGAAUCUACAAGGCGCUUCGCCUCAAGAUCUGGCAUCAUGUCAGCAUCCACCUUUCAACUAGGUCUGCACUGCUUCCGAGUCGUACUCCCAAGCGCCGCUGUUCUGAGCAAUCACGGUCUCGGUCCGUCCGCACCCGUGGUGCUUCGUCCGUGACGUGCGCGUCAGGAUCCGUCAAGUCUCAGCCACCCGAACGUCUUCCGUACCA
Molecule: messenger RNA, 1657 nt
Organism: Ceraceosorus guamensis
Lineage: Eukaryota; Fungi; Basidiomycota; Exobasidiomycetes; Ceraceosorales; Ceraceosoraceae
Exons: 3
Coding region: 130-1449 (439 amino acids)
Source: RefSeq, a predicted model, not a curated record